AUGACAGCAGUAGCAUCAAAUACACAAAUACAGAAUAUUCAGACCUUUGCUCCUUUACAGGACUCUGAAACACCACUUUCGAACUCAUUAAAUGGUAACCAACAACCAGGAAAACUGUCACAAGAAAAGCCAGAGCUGACAGCUCCUGAACCCGAGCAUUGUCCCGGUACCGAAUCUGAGCUUGCGGGUCAGGCCGAUGCGUGCCAGGGCUGUCCAAAUCAAGAGAUUUGUGCUAGCGCACCCAAGGGUCCGGACCCAGACUUACCUCUGAUUCGUGAGCGCGUCAAGGACAUUCAGCACAAAGUCCUGGUACUUUCUGGUAAAGGUGGCGUUGGCAAAUCAACAUUUACAUCAAUGCUGGGUUGGGCCUUUGCUGCAGAUGAGUCUCUUGAAGUCGGGAUUAUGGAUGUGGACGUGUGUGGACCGUCAAUGCCCCAAAUGAUGGGCGUGCAGGGUGAGCGCGUGCACCAGUCAGGAGAAGGUUGGACUCCGGUUUAUGUCGAUGACAACCUUUCCGUGAUUUCAAUUGGAUUUUUGCUUCCAGACCCGGAUAACGCUGUUAUUUGGCGAGGGCCUAAGAAAAACGGUCUUAUUAAGCAAUUUCUUAAGGAUGUAGUUUGGGGAGAACUCGAUUAUCUCGUUGUUGACACACCUCCAGGAACCUCCGAUGAGCAUCUUUCAUUAAACAACUAUCUGAAACUGGAAAAUGGCGAGAGCGGUGUUGAUGGCGCUAUUAUUGUGACGACACCACAGGAAGUAGCACUGCUUGACGUUCGCAAGGAAAUCGACUUUUGUCGCAAGGCCAAUAUUCGCAUCUUAGGAAUCGUCGAAAACAUGUCUGGGUUUGUCUGCCCCAACUGUAAAGGUGAAUCAUUUAUUUUUGCACCUACUACUGGCGGCGGUGAGGCCUUGGCUAAGGAACUAGACAUCCCAUUUCUUGGGAAAGUUCCGCUAGAUCCUCGAAUUGGAAAGGCUUGCGAUGAGGGCGUUAAUUUUUUACAAGAAUAUCCAGACUCACCGGCGUGUACCGCUAUUUUGGACAUCAUUGACAAGCUUCGAGAUGAAGUUGAAGGCUCACUGGAGGAAGACCUUUCGGAUGACUAG
Molecule: messenger RNA, 1104 nt
Organism: Magnusiomyces paraingens
Lineage: Eukaryota; Fungi; Ascomycota; Dipodascomycetes; Dipodascales; Dipodascaceae
Exons: 1
Coding region: 1-1104 (367 amino acids)
Biological process (GO): iron-sulfur cluster assembly
Cellular component (GO): cytosol
Molecular function (GO): ATP-dependent FeS chaperone activity; ATP binding; 4 iron, 4 sulfur cluster binding
Source: RefSeq, a predicted model, not a curated record